Molecule: messenger RNA, 465 nt
Organism: Penicillium verhagenii
Lineage: Eukaryota; Fungi; Ascomycota; Eurotiomycetes; Eurotiales; Aspergillaceae
Exons: 1
Coding region: 1-465 (154 amino acids)
Source: RefSeq, a predicted model, not a curated record
AUGCACUUCCACUCCUUCAUCACUCUCAGCCUCAUGAGCACUACCUACGCCCUGAGUAUUCCUGGUAACGGAGCCCGUGACAUGCCCAUCGUGGGGCUCAGCUCCGUCAUCGCCCCCGCCUCCGGGGCUUACAAGGCCCCCCGUGCCUACAGCCACGCAAGCGCUUCGGUGACCCCCACCGCAACCUCCUCCAUCAUACCCUCAUCGACUCCCCUCGCCUCUGUGCCCUCUGAAGUCCCGGUCGCUACAGAGCCCCCCGCUGUCCGUGCGGCGAUCAGAAACUACCACACCGACUACAUUAGAUGGGAGGCUGCUACCGGCGAGGCGAAAGAACAGCUUCGUGCUAGGGUUCAGCAUGAUGUUAUGGCUAUCCGCAAUAUCAAGGCUGCUAUUCAGCGCCAGCCCAGUGCUGGUGGAAGCGUGAGCGCUAGUGCCAGUGCUACCGUGACUCCCAGACGCCGUUAA